Messenger RNA from Stomoxys calcitrans (stable fly), 2194 nucleotides. It is a transcript of the gene Arpc1, whose product is annotated as actin-related protein 2/3 complex subunit 1A-B. The record is from RefSeq and is a predicted model, not a curated record. Gene Ontology annotation, molecular function: actin filament binding. Bases 94 to 1218 code for a protein of 374 amino acids. Gene Ontology annotation, biological process: Arp2/3 complex-mediated actin nucleation. The transcript has 3 exons. Gene Ontology annotation, cellular component: Arp2/3 protein complex; actin cytoskeleton. Lineage: Eukaryota; Metazoa; Arthropoda; Insecta; Diptera; Muscidae.
UUAUUAUGUAUCUAUUAGUCAUCCUGAUAAGAAAUGACUAACUAGCCGAAAAGUGGAGAGGCAUUUUUUUAUCUUUCAGAAGUCUAAAUAAAUAUGGCUGAAACUUUUACUUUUGGAGGAUCCCUUGCACCUAUUUCCUGCCAUGCAUGGAAUAAGGAUAGAAGCUUAAUUGCUUUGUCGCCUAAUAACAACGAAAUCCAUAUAUAUAAGCGGGUCAAUAACGACUGGAGAAUAACUGACGUAUUAAACCAACACGAUUUGAGGGUGAUGGGAUUAGAUUGGGCGGAGAACACAAAUCGUAUUGUUAGUUGUGCUGCUGAUCGUAACGCAUAUGUGUGGCAACAGACAGAAGAUGGAAAGUGGAAACCGACAUUGGUUUUGUUAAGAAUCAAUAGAGCUGCAACAUGUGUUAAAUGGUCACCAGCAGAAAAUAAAUUUGCAGUUGGCUCCGGUGCUCGCCUCAUAUCGGUCUGUUAUUUUGAAUCGGAAAAUGAUUGGUGGGUAUCAAAGCAUAUCAAAAAACCAAUCAGAUCGACCAUAACUUCUAUAGAUUGGCAUCCAAAUAAUAUACUUCUAGCAGCAGGUUCCACCGAUUAUAAAGUCCGAAUUUUUUCAGCAUACAUCAAGGAUAUUGAAGAUCAACCUUCGCCAACCCCGUGGGGUAGCCGCAUGCCCCUUGGAAAUUUGAUGGCAGAAUUUAAGAAUUCAAUCAGUGGUGGCGGGUGGAUUAACUGUGUGCGAUUUUCAAGUGAUGGUAAUAAGCUAUGUUGGGUUAGUCACGAUAGUAGUAUAAGCGUUGCCGAUGCAACCAACUCCAACGUAAUUGUGAGAUGCAAAUCAGAAUAUCUUCCCUUUCUGACUUGCGAAUGGAUAUCACCAACAUCUAUAGUAGUAGCUGGUCAUAGCUGUGUUCCCCUAGUAUAUAUGUGGAAAAGCGAUAAACUAAGUCUUAUUCGUAAACUUGAUAGAUCACAAAGAAAAGAAUCUGGUGGCAUAUCGGCAAUGCGAAUUUUCCAAUCCCUUGAUAGAAAUCUGCGUUCAGAAAAUUCCGAUACACUUGUCGAUUCUAUCCAUCAAAACGCAAUCACUUGUAUUCGGUUAUAUGAAGGUGACAAAUAUAAUGGAACCCAAAUUAGUACUUCCGGCAUUGAUGGUCAACUGGUAAUAUGGAAAAUUGACAUGAACAUAAACGACGCGUUUCAAGUCCUUGCAAUGUAAACAUAAAUUUUAAAUGAAAAUAUUAGCAGAAGACCACAUAAAAACUAUAAAUUAUCAAAGUAUUUUAAAGAAUAUAGACUCAGCUAUAUCUAUCAUCUAUAGCCUUAAAAAGCGUCUUAUUUUUCUAAAAUUAAUCUACGAAUGCAUUGCUACGAUUCCACAAUACUUUCCUUUAUUUUUAUUAUUAAUAAAUAAUUUUGUAUCAUAUAUUCAAUUUCUUUGCAGUAUAGCAGACAGGAAGUGUUACCAAUUCAAACGAACACAUUUGUUUUUGUGUGAAGGACAGCUAUCCAGUGUGUUCCGGCACUGGAUAGCUGUGAGCACCACACAGGCUGGAACAUUGAGCUCCAAUUUGUGUGGUGUUCAUUGCUAUCACGAGAAGCUUAGCUGCAAGCUACCGGUCGCGUUCACAUGUUUCGGAUAGUGGAAUGCUCCAUACGGAGUAGCUGCAUUGGCAGUCACGGACAAUCAGCGGUAUCGAGCGGAGAGUCUCAGUGAGAGGCCGGGCGACACCGUCUCUUGCACAAAUACUGAGUGCCAUUGAUGCUCAAUAUGACAAGGCGAGUUAUUGGCGCCUUUAAAUAACCAAUGGCCACCCUUUUCCCACGGCGAUCGGUUCUUUGGACCGGAACGAACUUGCUAACCUACAGGAGGUCGAAAGAGUAUGAACCUACUUUAAUAUAAUUUUUUUAUAUAACACAAUAUUUUUCAAUUAUAAAGCUGUCGAAGGCGAAUAAGUUGCGAAAUACCAUGAAAUGUGAAAUUCACCUUCGACUACGACUGCUUUCGAUUUUCGCCUUCGACAAACGAAAUAAGGGUGAUGAAGCUACGAAUGCACUGCUAUGGGUCCACUCUAUUAUAUAUUAUAAGAAGUCCAUUAAUUUAAAGAUUUUGUAGCAGUUAUUUAAUUUGUUUAUGAUACAGAGCAGGUGAUAAAGUGUUUCAAUUUUAAACGACCACAUAUAAUUGUAAGAAA